Messenger RNA from Melanotaenia boesemani (Boeseman's rainbowfish), 10097 nucleotides. Its product is annotated as ephrin type-B receptor 3-like. Lineage: Eukaryota; Metazoa; Chordata; Actinopteri; Atheriniformes; Melanotaeniidae. Gene Ontology annotation, molecular function: ATP binding; protein binding; transmembrane-ephrin receptor activity. Gene Ontology annotation, biological process: protein phosphorylation; cell surface receptor protein tyrosine kinase signaling pathway; axon guidance. The record is from RefSeq and is a predicted model, not a curated record. Gene Ontology annotation, cellular component: plasma membrane; neuron projection. Bases 649 to 3726 code for a protein of 1025 amino acids. The transcript has 16 exons.
CGAAGCACACGGUUUACGCAGCAGCAAGAGCCGAGAAACUCGCUCAGGGAAUUAAAAUUGUUAACCGCGCUGCUGUUUCUUUAUAGGGAUACCACUUGACGGUGGACGCAAGUCAGCACGCACAUGCUUAUAUGGGACUACACACCAUGGUUCCGACACCAAUGAGACUGCCUCUGCCUCUGCCUCUGCUCUAACCUCAGAGAAAGUAUUUGGGUGUCCCGGAGCAGGCUAAAAUUUGUCUUUUAAGUAAAGAGUACUACUGGAAAUACUCUCUGGAUGAUGACCACGGAUUGGACUACCUGUUUUCUGUUUAUUCGCUCAGUGCGCAGGGAAAGGACUGGAAGACUUGCGUCCGUUGCCUUCUCUGGUUUAACAAGGCACUUUGGAGAUCACUGAAAAUCAAGAGGGGCUUCUGUAUUCACUCAUUUUCUACCAGGGCUGUUAUUUUAUCCGAACACAGCUCUCUCACUUUUUUUUUUUUUUUUUUUUUUUUUUUUUUUGUGAAUGGGGAUAACUCCAGUCCUAAAGGUUUGACACAACUGCGACCUGGGACGGGACGGGGUGAACGGAGAGUUGGAUCAACCAGGAUUGUAUUCCCCGCUUCAGUCUCUGCCGUGGGUCUAUUUACAUGUCCGAGCUGACCACUUUAUGACAAUGGAUUACUUUCUGCUUUUGUGCAGCCUCUUGCUGCCCGUGGUGUCCGCCGUUGAAGAGACGUUGAUGGACACAAAGUGGGCCACGACAGAAUUAGCAUGGACUGCACAUCCUGAGACUGGGUGGGAAGAGGUGAGUGGCUAUGAUGAUGCCAUGAACCCCAUUCGGACGUACCAAGUCUGCAAUGUACGAGAACUCAACCAGAACAACUGGCUACGUAGUGACUUCAUCCCACGUAAAGAUGUACUGCGUGUAUAUGUAGAAAUGAAAUUUACAGUGCGUGACUGCAACAGCAUUCCCAACAUACCAGGUUCCUGCAAAGAGACCUUCAACCUCUUCUACUAUGAGUCUGACUCAGACUCAGCCACAGCCACCAGUCCUUUCUGGAUGGAGAACCCCUAUGUGAAGGUGGACACCAUUGCCCCAGAUGAGAGCUUCUCCAUGCUUGAGUCUGGACGGGUAAACACAAAAGUCAGAAGUUUUGGGCCGCUGUCCAAAGCUGGGUUCUACUUGGCCUUUCAGGACCUUGGUGCUUGCAUGUCACUCAUCUCAGUGAGGGUGUUUUACAAGAAGUGCUCCACCACGAUCGCCAACUUUGCAGUUUUCCCAGAAACAGCAACAGGAGCUGAGGCCACCUCCUUGGUUAUAGCACCAGGAAUUUGUGUGGCCAAUGCCUUGGAGGUGUCUGUGCCACUGAAGCUCUACUGCAAUGGAGAUGGAGAGUGGAUGGUUCCUGUAGGAGCCUGCACUUGCUCAGCUGGGUUUGAACCAGCCAUGAAGCAAACACAGUGUCAAGCUUGCAGCCCUGGCUCCUUUAAAUCCAAACAAGGGGAUGGUCAAUGCUUUCCCUGUCCAGCCAACAGCCGUGCCACAUCAGGAGCAGCCAUUGUUUGCUCUUGUCGAAAUGGUUAUUACCGCUCAGACACAGAUUCUCCAGAUUCCCCCUGCACAACUGUUCCAUCUUUCCCACGCAAUGUCAUCUCCAGUGUUAACGAAACCUCACUGGUGUUGGAAUGGAGCGAACCACGUGACUUGGGUGGCCGUGAAGACACCUUCUAUAACGUCAUUUGUAAGAAGUGCCUCCCUGAGCGGGGAAUGUGCUCACGAUGUGAUGACAAUGUAGACAUUUCGCCUCGCCAUCUCGGCCUCACCCAGCGACGUGUUGCAGUCCGUAACCUACAAGCCCACACGCAGUACAGCUUUGAGAUCCAGGCAGUCAAUGGCGUUUCCAACAAAAGUCCCUAUACUCCUCAGUUCUCUGCAGUGAACAUCACCACAAAUCAGGCCGCUCCAUCUGCAGUGCCAACAGUCCACCUGAUGGCUGCCACAGCGAGCACCAUGAGCCUGUCCUGGCUUCCUCCAGAGAAACCCAAUGGAAUCAUUCUGGAUUAUGAGAUUAAGUACCACGAGAAGGAUCAGGGUGAGGCCAUUGCCCACACCAUGACUGCCCAACGAAGCAAUGCCCGCAUUGAAGGUCUCAAGGCUGGUACACCCUAUGUGGUACAAGUUCGUGCCCGAACUGUGGCUGGUUAUGGGUGGUACAGCAGCCCAGCAGAUUUCAGCACCAACCUACAAACUGACCCACCAAAGUCAUGGCAAGAACAGCUGCCGCUCAUCGUUGGAUCAGCCACCGCCACCUUGGUCUUCAUCAUCGCAGUUGUGGUCAUUGCUAUUGUUUGCCUCAGAAAGCAGAGAAAUGGCUCAGAGUCGGAGUACACAGAGAAACUGCAGCAGUACAAAUCCCCAAUAGUAACGCCGGGAAUGAAGGUCUACAUUGACCCCUUCACGUACGAGGACCCCAAUGAGGCAGUGCGCGAGUUUGCCAAGGAGAUUGACGUGUCCUGCGUGAAGAUCGAGGAGGUCAUUGGCGCAGGUAACCCACCAAAGCUCCUGAGCUACAGGGGGAAGACUGCUAGUCACCUCCAGGCCAUACCGUUAGAGGACUUCACACCAAGCGGAGAGUUUGGGGAGGUGUGCCGUGGUCGCCUGAAGCUGCCUGGACGCAGGGAAAUCAUUGUGGCCAUCAAGACUCUCAAGGUGGGCUAUACUGACCGCCAGAGGCGAGACUUCCUUUCUGAAGCUUCCAUCAUGGGUCAGUUUGACCACCCCAACAUAAUCCGUCUGGAAGGUGUGGUCACCAAGAGUCGGCCAGUGAUGAUUGUGACGGAGUUCAUGGAAAAUGGAGCACUGGACUCUUUUCUUAGACUCAAUGACGGGCAGUUCACAGUGAUCCAGCUAGUUGGCAUGUUGCGUGGUAUCGCAGCAGGCAUGAAGUAUCUGUCGGACAUGAACUACGUGCACAGAGACUUGGCUGCCCGUAACAUCUUGGUUAACAGUAAUCUGGUGUGUAAGGUGUCAGACUUUGGCCUAUCUCGUUUCCUUGAGGAUGACCCUACAGAUCCCACCUAUACUAGCUCACUGUAUUUCAUGCUCACCUACUCAUUCGCAUAUCCACAGGGAGGGAAAAUCCCCAUCCGCUGGACGGCCCCUGAGGCUAUUGCCUACAGGAAAUUCACCUCAGCUAGUGAUGUGUGGAGCUACGGUAUUGUCAUGUGGGAAGUAAUGUCUUACGGCGAGCGGCCAUAUUGGGACAUGAGCAAUCAAGAUGUGAUAAAUGCUGUGGAGCAGGACUAUCGACUCCCCCCCCCUAUGGACUGCCCCACAGCCCUACACCAGCUCAUGUUGGACUGCUGGGUGAAAGAAAGGAACCUGCGACCCAAAUUCACCCAGAUUGUGGCGACGCUGGAUAAGCUCAUUCGUAAUGCUGCCAGCCUGAAAGUGGUCACCAACAGCACACAGUCCACUGGGGUAUCCCAGCCCUUGCUUGAUCGCUGUGUGCCAGACUAUACCACUUUCACCACUGUGGGAGACUGGCUGGAUGCCAUCAAGAUGAGCCGCUACCGUGACAACUUUGUCAACGCUGGAUUUGCUUCCUUUGACCUGGUGGCCCAGAUGACAGCAGAGGAUUUGCUGCGGAUAGGGGUGACGUUGGCUGGCCAUCAGAAGAAGAUUCUUGGUAGCAUUCAGGACAUGAGACUACAGAUGAACCAAACACUUCCUGUACAGGUGUGAAUGACAGGACACACAGACGGAUGCAGUCAAAGGACAGCCAAACAGGAAAAGGGGAAAGAAACUGUGCCAGAAAGGGCCACUGGAAAACCCUAGCUGCCUGACCCAUCUCUGCCAAUUAGACACUAUGAAACUGGCUUGCAGUGCCUCUGAAUAUAUAUAUUUUUUCUUUAUUUUAUUACCACUUACAUUUCCGGUCCAUGUUUUUUUUUUUUUUUUUUUUUUCUUUUUAUUGUUUCUUUUUCCAUCAAAACAUAAUUAGUUUGCUUUUGAAAGAGGAGAAAGAGUUAAUUCCCUUUCCCAUGCGUGCCUCACCAGGGGUGGGUUGAUGUUUGCAUGCAUGCAGUUUUUAGUGAGUUUGGCUUCAGUCACGUUUUGAUCCUCACACAACAGCCUCUUCCCUUGACCCGGCAACCUAGUUCUGCUGGUUAUGUUAAGUCUAGUUGUAGGUAGUAAGAAAUGAACACCCAGAUAUAAAACAGUGAACACGUUUGUUGUUUGAAGAAAAACAAGCAAAGCAAAAAAUAAAAAAAAAAAAAAAAAGAGAAAAGAUGCGUGUCAAAUCACAGGAGAUAGAGGAUAUUUCUUUCCCUUGUUUUUUUUUUUAGCGCAUGUGUGUUCUCCAUCUUCAUAUUGAAGGUGUGUUACCUAAAAGGGCACUUGCUGGAGAGGGGUGAGGUGGCGAAGAAAAAAAAAAUGGGCUGCAGUCAAAGGUUCAAGAGGAUGUCAGGGAUCAAGAGGGUCAAAGGAAGGCAGCCACAUUUUUGGACACCUGUUUCGACUGUUGGGUCACUAGACGACCUCUUCGCUCUGACCUGAAGUGACUCAGGAUAGUUCCCCAGCCUGGGAACACCUGCUCAUCAACAGUGUUUUUACACAUACAAAUAUUUUUACUUUUUUUUCUCCAAACUUAGUUUCUCUGUCUCUUUUUUUGUCUUUCAUUCACAUUUUGGUGAGAUUUAUGGUUUUAAAAAUGGCCGGUCAAACUGAAGUACCCCCCCCCUCCUUCUCUGCUGGACACUUUUUGUGAUUAGGGGGAGAUAAGGACUGUGGCAACACCAUUAAGAGACCCCUUGGCCUUGUGUGUGCAUUUUUGUACCUGUGUGUGUGUGCGUGUGUGUAUGUGAGAUUACAGUAAGUGUGCCUGGAUGUGUGGGUGUAUCUAGUUGCACACAAAUAUACUGUACAAUACAGCUUCCGCUAUAUGCCACCAUGGAGAAUUAACGCAUGAACUGAACUGUAAUAAGGAGCAACUAUAUCUGAAACAACUACGCUAUACUCUGUGGACAGCUGUUUUUUUUUUUUUAUUAGAUCCAAAAAUAGACUUUGGACAUACACACUCACACAUAUAUAUGUAUAGAAAAUUAUAUAUAUAUGUGUAUCAUGCAGACCUGAGAGAAACCAUUAUGAACACCUUAAUUUCUACUUACAAGUAUCUGGAUUUAGAAUUAAUCCAAAUCCUUGAUUUUGAUUUCCUGUCCUAUGUAUUUAUUUGUACUUCAUCCACCAACCCAUGGCCCCCCUCCAACCAACAACCACACGGACUAGGUUGUUUGUGAGAGUGGACUUGGAAUAAUCAGAAAGAAGAGAAACUCCACGAGGAUCCACCUAAUGAUUUGAUGAUUAUUAAAGAGCAGAAAAUGCAUAUAAAUUGGAUAUUGUAUUUUUGUUGUUGUUCUAAACAGCCUAUUCAUGUUUUAUAACAAAAAUAAGAAAAAUAACAUAAGAAAAAAUGGUGUUUGGACAAAAAGAAAGUGUUGUUCUGAAAUGUUUGCCUGAUUGAAAUUAAAACAGUGGAAGGACAAUGGAAGAGAAGAGGGAAAGUCAUGAGGCAGAGAGGAAGUAAUGAACCCCCCCCCCCCCCCCCCCCCCCCCCCAUCUUAGCCCACUGGUAAUAACUUACUUUUUUUUGUUCAGCCUACAUUGUUGUCUGAGAGUUGGCUGUGUGUAGGUGCUCGAAAUUUUUGGGAGACACCUGAAUUUGAUAUUAAUCUUCCCCAACCCAUUUUCAUUCUCAACAUAAAGAACAUUUGUGAAGCACUGAGCUGUUACUAAUUGUCUUCCAGCACAUUAUGUUCAAUUCCUGCAAACCACUCAACUGUUGUCCAACCCAUUUUACAUAGGACCCUUAAGAAGUUACUAGGGAACAGUUCCAGAGAUAGUACUGAGUCAAACUACUCGAUGCACCUUCCCAUCCUUUCAGUCUCUCUCUAAAGGAGCAGUUCCACCUCAGGGCCAGCAGUUUCUCUCUAUCCUGCAGGAUGCUUAUUAUAAAAUCCAAAGCUGUCAGGGGAGAACUUAUCUGUCUUUUUGUCUGUUAGGUUGAUGAAUACAGCAGCCAAUUGGGAAUUGCCAGGAUAUGAACGUGUAGCAUACAGGCAUAUGCAGACAUAGGGCAGGUGGACCUAUGAUUAUCUCCCAUUCAUUUCCUGUCUGGCCUACAAUCAUCCUGUCUCAGCGCUGGCUGCUGCAUGAUUAGCACAGUGCAGGAUCAACAGCACGGGCACGCAGACAGCCAAAAUCUGCAGCCCCCCCACAUUUUAACUGAUAGCAGCUGCAUCUCUUAGACCAUGCAACUCGUGCCUCUCACAAAAUGGUGUUUGAAGGUGCUGGAUUAAGGAGCUGGGAUGCAUCAUUGCUGUGAUCUUGCAGAUAGUUCCCAUAUUGUAUUGGUUGGAGUUGAUCAAGGCAAUAUGUGGAUGCAGUUCCUUAGGUGUGUAAUAAAAAAUACAGUCUUUUGGUCAUGCCUCAUGUCUCUAGUUUUUCAGCCUCUUUAAGCUCCUUCAGAUAACGAUUAAGAAAAAACAACAACCUGCUCCUUAUUACCGGUAGUUUAAUUUUACUCCUCAUACAGAUAUGUUAACUAAUGCUAGUGGUCUCUGCUAACAGUUUACUAAUCUGUGACAGUAGUGCACACUCACAUUAAUUUUAGCUGUGUUCUAAUACAGUGGAAUAAAUUUUGUGGUGAGUGGUGAGUUUUAUAUUUUCUUCAAAAGUGCCAGAAUUGGCAAUGCUAUUAUUAUAUUGAUUAUAUUGGCAUUAUUAUUAUUAUAUAUAAGAUUUUUUUCUGUAAUUGUGCGCAAUAAUUUUGUCCUCUAAAAAAAAAAAAAAAUGAGAGGAGUGAUAGAGUACUCAUUAUUACUCUCUCCUUCUUCUGUCAGAUCAAUCUUUCAGUCAGCUUAACCUCACUGUUGCUAACCUGCAUGUGUCUCCAAACAAGACGCAAUUGAUAAGCAUAACAAUACAGAAUGGGGGUGGAAUAAAGGAGCUAAACACUAUCAGAUGGUCGACAUGCCUACUCAUGAAAAAUGGCAGUUCGGAAUUUUCUUGAAUUAUUGAUGAAGUGCACAUGUUUGGGGGUCUAGAGUUGUGUUCACCGAAGUCAACUGGCAAUGAGUGAUGAGCUCGACUGGCAGUGUUGCGCAUAUUUGAAAGAUUAACCCACGACCACUUCAACUGCAAACAUUUCAUCUUUAAGUAGCUUUUGUCAGACAUCCAUGGGAGUGUUUCAUAUUCAACAUUUACAGAGAGGAAAGAAACCUGUGCUCCUGUGUCUCUUGUUCAUCCAUCUGACUUCAUGUUGCUGGAAUUAAGAUGGACUGUUACAUUUGUGUGUGUGUGUUUGUGAGUGUGUGUGAUUGUGGUAUAAAAGAAAUGCAAAUUUUCUACAGAAACAGUUGGAUCAACAGCAUUUAAACUGUUAGUUGUGGUUUAUAUCUUCCUGUGCCAAGAGGAUUCAAACUAUCCUAACAUUCCUUACACCUUUCUUUCCUGUUUUACAUUAUUUGCAUCAUCACAUCUCAUACACACACUCCACCUCCUAAAACACCCCUCACCCUAAACAUACCUACAACUGUUGUGCUUUCUUUUCUAAGUUGUCUGUAAAAAAAAAAAAAAAAAAAAAAAAAUAUAUAUAUAUAUAUAUAUAUAUAUAUAUAUAUAUAUAUAGUAGGUUUUUUCUUCUUUCCUCUAACAGGCUCACCACAAAUAUGUCUUUUGGUCACUUUUUUUAUUUUAUAAAAAUAAGCAACAUGUUUCAGAGAGUACUGUAAAUGUUUAGUCGAUUAGGGGCAGGGGUCGGGUUGGAUAAAGAAAUGCAAUUGUUAAUUUCUCUUUGAAAGCAUUGAGAUGUAUUUAAUGGUGCAGACAUACACAACACAUAACUAAAAAAAAUGAUGAUGCAUUCUUGUAGAAAUAUUUUUAAAAGACCUUUUUGCAAUUAAAUUAUUUAAGAAAUGUGACCCGAUUGCCUGGCUGACUCUUUGUGUGAUAAUUCCUCCAUAUGGGAUUUCUUCUUUGUUCUUUAGGUACCAUGCCAAUUCAUAAUCACAUACAUGCUCUGCAGUCAAGUAAUUGCCCAAGACAAACACAUUCAGUCUUACCACUUAUAUUUUUAUGGCCACCUCAUACUACUAUAAUCAUUACCAGAACUUCGAGGAGAAUUGCAGCAGUUGUUACAAUAACAUUUCUUAGUGAUAAUGUGGCCUUAAUGCAGCAAACAAUAUGCUUCAGAUAAACAUCCCUCACCUCCAGAUUUAACUCUGCACAUUUAGCUAAGUGUGCUCCAUGUACCUUCAAGCUGGAACUGUACCUGAUUUGAUGUUUGUAUUUCAGACAGGCUUAAGCUGCUUUAUUGCCUGUGGCGUGUAAAAGCCUGAGGUCACUUAGAGUUACAGUGAUUGUAAAAAUAUGUUCUUAUAGCCUGUCUUUCAUACUCACUUUUGUAGCUACAGAGACAAAAUAAGUGGAUAUUGAUCCUUGGGUAAAGUUACUCAGAGUUCGUGUUGGAUAAAGCUGCUUUAGUUCUUUACUUUUGUUAUAAAUAUAGCUAUGAAAGAAGUAGGUGACAGUGCAGACAGGCCAUGAAGAAAACCAAAGCAAUGUAGCUAAUUAUAUAAAAAGCUAGCAUCAAAACAUGAUGAGGCAAAGCAGAAAGAAGACAUACUGUAUAUGUCAAAAACUUGCAACACUUACGCUCUCUAUAUUGUCUUUCAAGUCUUCUAAUUAAGAUGAGCUCAAGUCAUCUCUGCCGGCAAUGAGACAACGGUCCUUUUUUCAAGCACAAAGAAUAAAAGAAAAGCUUUCUUAGAUCAUAGAUUCUACCUCCUCUGGCCCUUGUCCUGUCCCCUGACUCCCCUCUCCUCCCUUUGUUAAUGCAGAGCCUUAGAUCAGUCCCCCCCGGAUGAGCUCAGAGAGGUUUGGACAGAAAGGGUCUUCUUGUGCUGCAGCAGGCAGAAGAAAAUUUAGAACUUUUGUAACAUCUUGUUCUUAAAUAUUGCCAGAUGAUAGCCUUUCUGGAUCUCUUCUUAAAAUCAAAUAUGUUUUUAUAGAGACACACUUUUUUUCAGUUGACUAAUUUGCACUCUUAAUCAACCUCCAUUUUUUCUGAUUGUGGCACUGCUUUGGAAAAGGAAACUUAAAUAUCACAUGUCCCAAAAUAAAAUUAAGCAUGACUGUAAACAUCCUGGGCCAGAUUGGUGGACCAUAUCGUAGGUUUUGAGUUUAUUUUGGCUAAUUCGUAUAGUUGGUGUUCCCUCUGUGCUCAAUACGUAGUAGAAUCUGUCAGUUUGAGGUAAAUAUGGACCAAUGCCAAGAUGAACUAGAGCAUCGUACACUUUCCUCUGGCUAUUGACAUAGUAUCACGUUACUCCAAGCUAGAGAAUAUUGAUUGUCUGCAGGCCUGUUUCAUCAAAAUAUGCCAUAUAAUUCAAGAGAGAAUUAUUAAGACGUCAAUAAAGAUUAAUUUUUUUUAUCCCUACUCAGUCAGUGAGGCGUCUUUAGCAUAAAUAUUGCUAUGCAUUAACAUGUUUAAGCCACAUGUUGGUCAGGGGGAGGAUCAAUGAAAAACAUGAUCACACAGCAAUAAGAAAAAAAAGUCUGCUUUCUUACAACCUUCUUGCCCACUCCUUUCCUUCGUUUCCAAAGCAAGACUCCCUUUAUUCUCUGUUAGUACCCACAGACUGCUCCCCCCACUUAUGAGCUCCCCACUAAGACCCACAUACUCGUUCAUGACUACUUCUUCAUCCUCUUCCAUAUCCUCUGCCAUAAUCCCUCUCUUUUGCUUGAGCUUGGCACAGCUAAUUGGUCACGUCUGUACUGUGACAUGGGGACCUGACAUAAUUGCUGGACAAAUAGUGAGGCGUUUAGCUUCAGACCUGUCUCAAGCAAGCUGCACACAGACAUCAGCCGACUGGAAAGCCUAAUUACCACUCCAGCCUCACAACUUGCUAAUUGGCAAAUACUUCCAACAAAGAAAUAAGUGUAUCCCUGUGUGCAAGUGUUUGUUAGCGCCUUUGUUUUUUUUUUUUUUUUCCUGAAUUAAUGGGUCUGAAGACUAGGUUUGGAAAUUAAUGAGACAGAAUAUGUGAUAUAAA